CAAGCUACGCCCAGCUUGGCUCUUUGCGAAGGCGUACUUGAUGAAAUCCGCCACCUUCGAAGCCAUCUCGACGAUGCCUUCCUUACACUUUCGGCCACUCCGAUUGCGCUUGGUGGGGGUAGUAACACUGGCCGUUCUGCCCGCAGCGAUUCUGACCGGCAGCACCAGAUAGCCAAUAGCUUGCCGUUGAUCCAGGCUUCGCUGCAGCAGAUCAGCGAAUUAACCCAUGGCUUAGGUGUCCACUGGCGCCGGGAUCGCUGGGAGUUAGUCGGACACGAUGCUGUCGGUUCUGCGGCAUAUCUGCAGAGCCUGGUUAAGGAGGGCAUCAUUUGUACUUCAAGCCUAACUCGCAGUUCCGAGCAAGCCAAUCUUGUCAACCUGAUGAGAACUGUGCUGGAGGCAGAUGAGCAAUUGGUGCAGAGCCUCAUAGAUGGCAUGCAUUGUCGAGUAAGAGAACCAUGCAGAUAG
Messenger RNA from Protopolystoma xenopodis, 468 nucleotides. The record is from the annotation of a GenBank genome assembly. NCBI's taxonomy places the organism in Eukaryota, Metazoa, Platyhelminthes, Monogenea, Polystomatidea, Polystomatidae.